UCCGAAUUUCCAUUAAAAAAAAUCCAAUUACCUCCGCAUUUUUGCAACUAAAAAAAACCUCUCGGCAACUUACAAAAAUUACACAGCUACAUGCGCGCCACACGAGGCAGUUGCGCUGGGCGGUAAACCCUUAGUCGGAAGAGAAAUACAGAGAGCGACAGAAGUACAGGCCCCCCUUAAAGUCAGCCCGAAGCUGACGAUCCCGUCGGGUUAAAUCGUUCGGCGCCUCCAUUAACUCACGUCCGGAGACGAAAAAAAAUCUUCCAUCCAAAAGUUCCCGCCCGCCGCCCCCUUCCCCCGCCCAAAAAACCGUUAAUCACGUUGAUAAAUGUUCAGCAAAAAACCACGUUUGUGAAAUAUAACCGCUGAAUUCUCAUUUUCCACCGUCAACUGUUGUAAAACUGUGGUACGCGUGGGUACAGUUCACUUAAAAAGUUUGUUUAUAACGAUAUUUAACCGAAUGUACGAGUGAUACAAUUUACCUGUCCAUGAAGUUGAUGUGUGUACGUGGGAUUAAAUGAAUCGAUGAUAAUUCAGACCAGUGAUAUCAGUGAAACGAUCCAAUAAUCGAGUGUCAACGAGAGGUUUUUCCUGUCAACUAUCGAAUGUUAAAUGUGAAAAACAUGACUAGGUGUAGGUGACGAGAGAAUUAGACGCCAUCUGUUUCUCGAUAUUAUACCGAGACAUUGUCCAUAGAUUAUUGAUUACCUCUUGGUUAUGUUUUACAGUCGAUUAUUUUUGUGUUAUCAUUUUGAAUUUGUCGUGUGUUUACGUGUUGGGUGUCAUUUUGCCCCAGUGCAAUGUCGAAUGUGAUCAAGAUUUGGGUCUAGUUGGGACAGUGUCAGGACCAGAGGGGAGAGAGUCAUCUGACAAAUGUUUAUCGAGGAUAGCAUUGUUUAAGAAAUUUGUUGGGGUGUUCAGGUGCAUUUAGGAUGAUGUCAUGGAGGAGAACUCGAAUGGUGAAUGAAAUACAAUCAUCUGGGUCCUUGGCCUCUCAGUCAAUUUGUCUGACGUCACGGAAUGCCAGUUUCAGUUGUCAUUGACUCGUGAAAUUUGUGGUAGUAAUAUCAACGAGUUGUGGAAGUGGUUUUUAAUGUUCGUGGGGUUGGACUGCGGGGUUCAGGUGGUUUUGGAGGGUUGACUUAAUUUUUUGGAGACCUGGGGGGAUAGGUGUUCAGGGGUGGCCUGGCGUCUGCUCAAAAUACAACUGGUGGGACUAGUUAUCACCGUUGAUAUAGUGUUGGUGACUAGUGUAACGUGAGAGUGGUUGUGAUAUCUAGAAACAACAGCUAGAUGUUACCACCGUUGAUGCUGGGCCUUGAUGCCCUAGAGUUGGAUAUACCUGGGUGAUUUAUCCUCGUGGUUGUUUUGGGUCUAGUGUUGGUGGGGAUUUAACAAACAUGGCGUUGUCCAGUAAUGAUUGUGAUUUGGUACUUGCCAGUUUGACUGCCUCCAGAAACGGUGAUACGCCCGUUUAUGACACAUGGCCCCAAGAGAAAGUACCAGUAAAACAAGAGCGUCCAGAUGAGGCGGAAAUCCGUGAAUUGGCUGCCAAAAUGGUGGAAGCAAACAAAGCGAAAAUGUUGACGAAUGUCCCAGGUGUAUCCCAAAGGCCAUCAGGUACCCAGGGUUUACCCGGUAUUCUUGGCUAUUUGAGUAAAAAGCCAAAUGACAUUGGGCCCCAACAAGCAUCAAAGUCACCACCAGUUGACGGUAAAACACCACUAGAUGAUGACAGUCAGCGUGGUAGAUUUGGUUGGAUAACAUUUGACAAAUGUCAUAUACCAUAUAUAUACCGUGGUGGUGAAAAAUACUGUGCUGUUAGGAUACUUGAGGCUAAAUUACUGAACAAGUACCUGAACUACUUACACUCUGAUAUAUACAGUUGUACAUGUAUCAAGAGUUACUUCAUAACCGAAGCUGAGAGUAAAUUAUUCAAUGAGAUUAACAAUAAACACUGUGAAAAUCAAUUUGGUAAAGAACAAUUUACAUGCAAAGAUCUUGUGGUUAGAUUGUCCGAUGCCAAAGAAUUUUACACAUUUUUGGAUGUAUGUUACACUAAAUUAACGAGUCAAAAUGUUAAUACUGGACAAAAAGGUGAUAAGUGUGGUUUCAUUCGUAUUAAUAAAGAAUCAGUGGUACCAUACACUGUUAAAGACAAUUUAAAGUAUGUACCACUAUUUUAUUUUGAGGGUGAAACGGACAAUUUAAAACUCAAAGCUGAAAAACUCGAGGGUUGGGAUUUAUCAUAUUUGAAAUUUUGUUGUAAAGUACAGGGUAUACGUAAUGAAUUAUUUGCCAGUGAAACGUGUUCAGUGAUAAGUUUGAGUGACAUUAAGAGUUAUUUUCCACCUGGUACAGGAUUUGAGGAUUAUUGGCCCAGUAAAGUUAUGGAUUCACAAUUAUUUGUUAGCGGUAAAGGUGGUGCUAGCGCUGGUGGAUGGACAAAACAACCACCAGCACCACCAGCUGUAACAAAACCAGUGGCUGUUGUUAACAAUGCCAAUAACAAAACAGUUAUUAAUCCUAGAACAAUGCAGUCUGUACCAAGGAGUACAACUGUUAAUACAACGAUACAUCAUAUUAAUCAGACGAGGCCUGUUACAACACAUCCAGGACAUGGCUCACCAAAUACAGCUAAUCGUACACCAUCAAACGCUCAAAUUCUCAAUCCUGUACCAACAGCUGUGAAUGGUUGGUCGGGACUUGUUGGGGGACAGCCGACAUUUCAAGCGACUAUUGUUCCUCAGUCAAAUUCUAUCAUAAGAAUGCAAAAUACGUCCCUGAAUAUGCAUAGCCCAAUGGCGACGUCCAAGGGCUAUUCCCAACAGCCAAGAAGUAGAGCCAACAGUAACACCCAGCCUGGACAAUAUCCAGUCUAUCCCGUAUCCACAAUGCAAAAUGUUGCUCAGGCACCCCCACCUCUGAUAAGGGCAACAGCCCACUCGAAUCAGCCUAAUCUAGGUUAUCCAACCUAUGGGAAGGAUGACUGGAUGGGGGCAACUUACACCACACCAAGUCUGUCAGUGCAAAAUGCUGUAACAGCGAGUUCAUAUCCUCAGAUGUUGAAUUUGAGUACUGAACAGGUCCAGGCACUGCUACAUCCUCAAACAUCUCCAGCUAUAAUGUCACAUUCACAACGACAUACACCACCAGCUCACAAUACGUCUCAUCCCAAGUAUCCACCACCAUUGAUACCAGUCAAUGGAAGUUCAAACAGUUCGAGGGAUUCUCGGGGGAGGAAAGCACUAAUUCCCAUCGCCGAAACGAUAGCAAGUUGUCACGUUCAGCCAUAUGGAAUUCAAAAAGCUCUUGUUGGUGAAAAAUUGGUACCGUGUAUCAAUUUUAAACCUUACAUUUACUCUGAAUUACUUAUGACAUUGCCCGACUUUGUAUCACAAUUUUUUCCUACUUGUGAUAUGAAUAACUGUAGAGAAGUCCUCACUGACGUACUUGGGGUUGAUUUAUACCAAGGAAAUAGACUACAAAUGAAAAAAUUGAUGGAAGCUGGCAAAUGCACCUCGAUGAACGAGGAAUUACCCCUGAUUCAAGUACGAAACAUAAUAAAAUACAUGCCCCAGAUGAAGUACAUGUUCAGAAGUAUGGGUAUGCCAACACCAGCUCAUUCAUCCGAGGAACAUCCCCCUAAAAAAAGACAGCGUACCAGCUAGGAUUGGCUCCAGCCUUACUGGCCCACAUACGACUACUAUCACUCGGCAUUCUAAUAAGUGUCGUUUGCCAAUGUGUCGAGAAUGUGCUGUUGUGGCACGUUAAAAUUUUCGUUCACUAGUUUAAUUAUUAAUUUUUUUUUUUCAUAAGGACGAAGAAUAAACACUAAGAACAUCGUUCACACAUUGUGAGGCUACCUCAAUGAAAUGUGCAUUUUGUAUUUUUCAUUUCAAAUUUAAGGGAUUAAUCAUAGAUGGAAAAAUUUAAUUGCUUCAUUGAUAUAUAUUUUUUUCUUUCAUAAUAUAUUUUGUACAUUGUCAUUGUCAUUUUCUCAUUGCUCCUUCAUUGAUUUAAUAUUCGGAGAGAAAUGAAGGGCUCCAUUGGCGAUGAUUUUUCGGUAAUUGUUACUUGGUAACAGUUGAGGUGAACAUUUCUGCAGAUUAAUUCUAAUUUGCGGGGGGGGGGGAUGAAGAGGAUAUUAGGGAUGAACCAGUGAAAAGGUGGAAAUUACCUUGGAAGGACUAUAUGAGGGAGUGCUAAUAACGUGCCACAAUAGCACGUAUGAAAUAUUCCGUAGAAAAAUGUGACGAGGGGUAGAACAAUUCUAAAGAUCCUUUUUUCGUAAAUAUUUUCUGUUGGAUCCUUAACAUAAAUCAGUGAAGCAGCGAAACUCUCCACAAUCGUCCGGGUGCUAAGAGAAUUUCCACAGGAAUUCCCAGAAAUUUAGUAGAAUUUUCUACCCCUCGUUUGUCAGCCUUUCCUGCGUCAUUAUUUCGCGUGUGAAGUAGCAUAUGUGUAAAUAAAUGUGUCUGGAUACUGCAUUGAAAAAUAAUAACGAGUGAACAAAGGGAUUAAUUUUUUACUUCGUACGAGUGAGUGAAUAACGAAAGGCUCUAAUUUCAAAAUAACCAAUAUCCAAGGAUUAAAUAACACUUCGGGCAGCUCAAAAAAAAUGGUCUUCCGUUACGACCUUUCUUUACUGCAUAAAAAUGUUCGACUGGGACUGGAUAAAUGACGAUAGAACCUCGAAACUUAAUUUCCCAUUAACGAUAAACAAAUGACUAAAAUAAGUCAAGAUGUUUAUAUAAUCUAACAAGUGUACCUAAGGGUUUAAAAAACAUUAAAUCACUCAAUCGUGAAUUUCAUCCCUAAAAGUUGUGAGAGAAGAAUAAAUUGGCUCGUUGCAUGAUUUUUUUUUUUGAAAAAAAAAAUGAGGAGAUACCAUAAUUAAUAAAUAUUGGAUACGUAUUUUUCUUAAUAGGAAAACACAUCCAGUAUUUUCCUUUUGAUUUCGACAAAAAUUCUCGUACAAAAUCCCAAUUAACGGAGGGAGCCGAAAGGGCUGACGAACCGCUGGAAAUAUCCUGUUACAGUGAAAGAAGUACAUACUAAAAAUGGUAUAUUUUAUUAUUCAUACGAAUAUUGUAUUUAGAAAUGCUGAAGACGCGAAAACGGAACGGAAACAUUAUAAUCGUAUUUGCCACAGAAAAAAGACUACAAUGGACUGGCGUCGGAAUUUAUUAAUGUAUCAUAUCUUGAAGUUUCAUUUUUUAUACUUCGAGUUAUGGACACGAUGAGGAAAAUUGCAGAAUAAAAAAAACAAA
Molecule: messenger RNA, 5273 nt
Organism: Diachasmimorpha longicaudata
Lineage: Eukaryota; Metazoa; Arthropoda; Insecta; Hymenoptera; Braconidae
Exons: 7
Coding region: 1401-3671 (756 amino acids)
Source: RefSeq, a predicted model, not a curated record